This is a messenger RNA of Gaeumannomyces tritici R3-111a-1, 2069 nucleotides long. RefSeq lists its product as hypothetical. Lineage: Eukaryota; Fungi; Ascomycota; Sordariomycetes; Magnaporthales; Magnaporthaceae. Gene Ontology annotation, biological process: fungal-type cell wall organization; carbohydrate metabolic process. Bases 590 to 1678 code for a protein of 362 amino acids. Gene Ontology annotation, cellular component: fungal-type cell wall. Gene Ontology annotation, molecular function: hydrolase activity, hydrolyzing O-glycosyl compounds; glycosyltransferase activity. The transcript is spliced from 3 exons. The record is from RefSeq and is a predicted model, not a curated record.
CUCGCACACACCCCCAACUCCCCUGGUUUGAUAUGCCUGGCGUUCUUUGGCGCCCGGGCAUGGGCGAAUCUGCCAACGCUGGAUGACGACGACAAGCGCUGACACUCACACCCUGCGCCCACCACCCCUGCCUUCUGGGCUUUUCUUGCCGGGGGGUGGUUGGGACGCAUGGCAGUGGAUGCAUUGUCUUAAAGACGGCGCGGAACCUCCCUCGCUGCAAGGGCUGGCUUCCCGAAUGUAGCUUUACCUGUUCUCGAUACACCACCCUCCAGAUCUCCAAGUGCUUCUCCAGCAGACGACUUGUCCCGAUACUCGUAAUACAAACCUUCCGUGUCGGCAGCUCUUUCAUCUCGAUUCUCUGUCUGUUCCCGUCGAGCCCUCGGGUGGGCGCAUUGGUUGCUCAUUGAACCUCUCUCCUCCUGCGAAGGCCGUGUGACUUUGGGAAGCGAGGGGGGAAUUUGGCUCGGAGAGCGGGCGGCGGCGCUGGAAGCAAGGCGCUAGCGAUAUCGCAGGUUCCCUCCCAGGGGCUACGCGAUAUUCUAUUCUCGCCCUCCAUCUUUCUCCAUCACUCUCACACACGGCAUUAAAAAUGCACUUCGCAACGAGGUUAAGGGCGACCGCCCUCGGCGUGGUGGCGCUUAGCGGGCUGGCCCUGUCUCAGACUUGGUCUGCAUGCAACCCCCUACACACAACAUGCCCGGCCAACACGGCGCUGGCCAUGACCGUCAACGUCGACUUCACAAAGGGCGCCGUCGACGCCUUCCGGCCCAGCGGCGGCACGGCGCCGACGUACGGCAGGGACGGCGUCUCCUUCACCGUGGCGCGGGGCGGCGACGCGCCGCAGCUCAUCAGCGUCUUCUACAUCAUGUUCGGCCGCGUCGAGGUGACGAUGAAGGCGGCGCCCGGCAAGGGCAUCGUCAGCACGCUCGUGCUGCAGUCGGACACGCUCGACGAGAUCGACCUCGAGUGGCUCGGCGCCGACGGGUCCGAGGUGCAGUCCAACUACUUUGGCAAGGGCCUCACCACGUCUUACAACCGCGGCCAGUUCCACAAGAACCCGGGCAACCAGGACCGCUUCAUCACCUACGCCAUCGACUGGACCCAGGACCGCAUCAUCUGGUCCAUCGACGGCACCGCCGUCCGCACCCUCAAGUACGCCGACGCCGAGCCCGGCCAGUACCCACAGACGCCCAUGCAGGUCAAGUUCGGCGCCUGGUCCGGCGGCGACCCGGCCAACCCCUCGGGCACCGUCGAGUGGGCCCGGGGACCGACCGACUACAGCCGGGGGCCCUUUUCGAUGUUGGUCCGGUCUAUCGUCGUGGCCGACUACUCUAGCGGGAAGCAGUACAAGUACAAGGACACGUCGGGCACCUGGCAGAGCAUCGAGGCCGUCGGCGGCUCCGUCAACGGCAACAAGGAUCGCGCCGGCAGCAUCACCGUCACGGCGACUGCCGCCGCCGCCACCUCGCUGUCGCCCUCGGUCCCCGCUGGCAUCGGCGGCCCCGCCGCCGUCAAGCCCUCGGCCUACCCGUCGCCCUACCCCGUGCCCGAGGGCUGGAGGAUCCGGUCCGACGGCAAGCUCAUCCCGGCCGCUGGCGCCCUGAUCCGUCCUCCCCAUCUCGCUCUCAUUUUUGGUCCUCUUAUCCUGUGUCUAGUCGUUAUUGGCAUUAGGCGAUGAGGUUGACUAUUUUAUCUCUCUAUUUUUAUUCCUAGACAGACAUUUCUACUACUUUUUGUCUGCCCGCCCUCUUUCAUCAUUGCAUACUAUCCGGCGUUCGGUCAAUGGGGGGUAAAUAGCGCUUGUUUAUGAGCACAUCCGGCUCACUUUUCAACGUUUGGUUUCAAGACGGAGGUUAAAACGCAUUGGCACGGUGCCUCCAUGGUCUGCAUAUGGGUACUGAGAGCACCUUGUUGGGUUGUACAUAGGUUCGGGAUGUUGGAACAGAUUGUGUGCUCGGGUUAUACCCCUGGGCCAUAUGACAUACGGUAGUAAAGUGGGAAGAGAAUCCACUGGACCAGCAUGACGGAUAGUAAUAGACACACACACACACACACACACACGCACGCAC